Messenger RNA from Bipolaris oryzae ATCC 44560, 216 nucleotides. RefSeq lists its product as uncharacterized. The annotation marks the transcript as partial. Lineage: Eukaryota; Fungi; Ascomycota; Dothideomycetes; Pleosporales; Pleosporaceae. The record is from RefSeq and is a predicted model, not a curated record. The transcript has 2 exons.
AUGAGGCAAGAAUUCUUCCUGGAAAAUAAGGAUACCGAGGACUUUGACUACACCAAGCACGGAAACGACCGACACAUCAAUGCAAACGACUCUGCACGUUCCGACAAGACUAUCGACACUGUCACGUUCAACAAUCGCAUGGACAUGGCUGCCGAGCUUGAACAGGUACAGAAUCAGUUGCAGAUGUCAGAGAUGCAAAACAAACACCUUAGAACU